UGUUAGUCUCUCUACUGAUUAUUUACUGUUAAGUUUGGCUAGCUGAAGCAUGUCAGAGGCUCGCUCUUUUACCCCUUUGGCAUAACCUUUAUUUUAUGCCUUACAGUUCUACCCAGUUGGUCUUAGUUCCACCUUCUGUUUCUCUACCUGCAAUCUGUGAAACAAAAGCCCUUAAAAUACGUGAAUAGUGACCUUGCCAUUUGGAGCUUCCUGCGCCUUUGCAUUGGAAUCCAGUUAUCAACAUUGACUCCAGAAGAACGAACCUGAUAAACCAGUAACAAUGGAAGAAAUUGGGAAAGUUGCCAAAAAGCUAGCAUCCCUCACACCAUGAGGCUCAUCUGGUGUCACAGCCACCUCCACUAUAAAACACUAACAGAUUUUUGGGGAGGAAUACGAUGAAAUACACUGAAGUUCUCCUGGAAAAGGUUAAAAAAAAUCCUUCAUGAAGAAGAGAGACCUUAAGCAACAUGAUGGAUUCAGAAGCUCAUGAAAAGAGACCACCAAUCCUUACAUCUUCAAAACAAGACAUCUCACCUCACAUUACAAAUGUUGGUGAGAUGAAGCAUUACCUGUGUGGCUGCUGCGCAGCUUUCAACAAUGUAGCCAUCACAUUUCCCAUUCAGAAGAUCCUUUUUCGGCAGCAGCUCUAUGGAAUCAAAACCCGGGAUGCAGUGCUUCAGUUGAGGAGGGAUGGAUUUAGAAACUUGUAUCGUGGAAUCCUUCCGCCAUUAAUGCAGAAAACCACCACCCUGGCACUUAUGUUUGGUCUGUACGAGGAUUUGUCUUCCCUUCUCCAAAAGCACGUCAGUGCCCCAGAGUUUGCAACCCGUGGCGUGGCGGCAGUACUUGCAGGGACAACAGAAGCCAUUUUCACUCCAUUGGAAAGAGUUCAGACAUUGCUUCAAGACCACAAGCAUCAUGACAAGUUCACAAACACUUAUCAGGCUUUCAGAGCACUGAAGUGCCAUGGAAUUGGAGAGUAUUAUCGAGGUUUGGUGCCCAUUCUAUUCCGUAAUGGAUCCAGCAAUGUCCUUUUCUUUGGUCUUCGAGGUCCCAUUAAGGAGCACCUGCCUACUGCAACGACUCACAGUGCUCAUUUGGUCAAUGACUUCAUCUGUGGAGGUCUACUGGGUGCCAUGUUGGGAUUCUUGUUUUUUCCAGUUAAUGUUGUAAAAACUCGCAUACAGUCUCAGAUUGGUGGAGAAUUUCAGUCUUUCCCCAAGGUUUUCAAAACAAUCUGGCUAGAACGGGACAGAAAAUUGACAAAUCUUUUCAGAGGUGCCCAUUUGAAUUACCAUCGAUCUCUCAUCUCUUGGGGGAUAAUCAAUGCUACUUAUGAGUUCUUGUUAAAGGUUAUAUGAGAAAAGUCGUUGGUGAAGUGCCAUGUAUUAACUAAAUAGACCUAAGAAUGUAGUUUGGUCUUAUUCCUAAUUGGCUCAAAUAUAAGUUGGUGUCACUAAGUCCAGGCUGAAUGAAUUAUGGGCAAAGUUAAUUUCCUUAAGCCUCAACAACAAAAAUAAACAAUAAAAAGUUUCAGUAGGAAAAUUUAAGGGUUUUUUGUUGUUUUUGUCAUUACCCAAGAGCUUUAGGCUUGUUGUCUGGUAAAUAGCUUCUGUCUGGUGACCUUUCACAGGGUAACCAAACAGCGAAGAUAUGAUUCUUUUUUUCCAGAACAGCCUGAAGACUUCGUUAUUGAAACAUGAAUGCCUGUGACCAGCCAGAGAGAAUGCUCUAGGGCCCUGGGACUUCUCAGGCUUACUUUGUUACUCCAUUUCUUGCUUCUUGGCUUUCAGGAGCACUUGCGAAGGGUAGUCUUCAUUGAACUCCAGCAUUUAUGUGGUAGACAAAGGAACAGAACAGAGAAGAACAGCUAAUUAGGUGUAGGUGUUUCAUGAUGAAUUGUUGGUGUUAGUUUUGAAACUAAGCACCUGUUGGGAUCGUGAUUGUCCAAGCUGCCUGUUUUAAAUGUGGUAGAAUCAAGUAGCUAAUGAAAGUUUUGCUUUCUAGCUUUGAAAGUUUUCUCUUUAAUUCUGACUAUGAUCUUAAGCCCUUCCAAAAUAUCCUUGUGUUAAUUUUACUGAUUUCUUUGCUAAAAGAUGGAGGACUAUAAAUAUUUCAUGCUAUUAAGAGGUCAUAAAUGCAUAUGGAUCACACUCUUUUAUCUUGGUUUCUUUAAUAUUAUUGGUGCCAACUUAGCAGAGGGCUUUGACGGUUUUCCCCCCUUGAGUAGUAAUAUAUCAUAUUCAAGCAUCCUGGUCUUUUGAAACUACUUUUAAAAGAUAAACACUUCCAUAUUAACUGAUCCCCAUUUUUUUUUUUUUUUCCUGCUUUCUAAAUGUUACAGGGCUCAAUGGGGAAGCUCAGGAUAGAUUUUGCUCCAUGGUAUUAGCAGUCUUUAUUUUACUUUUGGAAAUAGGGACAUCUUAGGAUUUGGGCAUUUGGGGAACUUAGUUCUACCAGUGUGACAUUAAAACAAAAUAAUUUAAGAGCAUAUGAUCUAAAUAAAGACAUUAGAAGGCUUAUUUUGAAUUUUAGAGCUUGGUAUUGGCUCAACAACACACUCGUACCUUAUUUAACAGAUAAGUUAUUUGUUAAAAGAACCAGGAAAUAUUAGAACUUUUUUUCGAGGUAGAUGAAACAAAAUGACUCUAGGAUCAACUGAAAAACCAAUGAAACAUAAGGAACAUUCUAGAGAAGUAGCUUAUGAAUCUUUAAAAAAAUCCAUCUGUAAAUAUUAUAUAGCUUUUGCCUCCCAAUAUAUGACAUGAAGAAGUGGGUGGGUUUGGGGGAGGGGGUUUGCUUUGGUUUUUUUCAGUGCUGGGAAUGAAACCCAGGACCUUUUGCCUGCUACACAAGUACUCUGCCACUGAGCUAUGCUUCUCACCCCCCUCCCCCGCUCCCAACCUACUUUGAAAGGUUUUUUGAUACAAAUUUUUCAUUUUUCUGGGUAAUAUGUGCACAUACCAACCAAAAUAAAUCAGGGCCUCAUCUAGUAGCUUACUCAAAAGUUUUUGUGGACUUAUAGUCCAAACAGUCAUUUACCUCUAAACACAGUGUGGCUGGUUCAAUCAGGUGACCAUCCUUUCAACUGUGAAGGGUUAGGGAGCACAUUAAAUAUUUGCAAGGCAGUAAUGGAAUUAAAUAGCUUUACAGCAGCUCUGCUUCAUAUUUUUGUGGUAGAUACAGCAGUUCAGAGACCAAGGUACAGAUGUGAGGAUUUCAGAAAGCAAGAACUUGACACCAAAUAAAUUUUAAAUAGCUUCCCUUGGCCUACUGAGUCAGGAUUUAAAGGGAGUUUCAGAAGUGAAUGGAGACGGCACUCCUGACCCCCAGUCACGUUUGAGCAGAGGUGCUCCGCACAUGGAGCAGCCCCUGGCCUUGAAGACACCUCCGCGGGGCCUCCAUUCUGUGGGCCUUUUUGUCUUUACACUCCACACAGGGGAGAGAUUUAAGUUGUAAAGCACUUUUGUGAAAUAAAAGUGAUACGAGAAUUGAAAGUGCUUUGUUUUUUUUUGUGUCUCAAAUGUGACAUUUAAAAACAACAUUGUUAAUGGUUUUAACUCAUUUUUAAAGUUGUCGUUUUUACAGCUCUUGAAGACCAAACUGCAAACACAUUACCAGAGAUGGUUUUGUGUUUUCCUAGACUUUUUUUUUAAUUUGUCAAUUCAGAACUUGUAGCCAACAGCUUUAUCUGAACUUUAAGUCAAAAUGUGUACUUAAGAAAUUCUAACUACUCUUUUUACCUUCAGUGUGAACUGUUGUGCUAAUCAUUUUUAAAAGGCAAACAUGAUUGAAUAACUAUCUGAAGAGCUUUAAGUGGCCUUUCUGUUACAUACAUGGCACAGGCAGCUCAUGAGUAUAAGACACUUGAGGUUUUGUGUCCUAUGCUCCCUGUUUGAUGCCUCCAGAAAUGUUAUGAAUUCUGCAUUUAACACACUUCAAGUGGUACAAGCCCUCAGGACUGCACCACAGAGCAAACACAGCCUUUGUAUGGUGGCAAAUCUUGUGUCUUGUUCUUUUGUAGUAGGGGACAAAGUUGAUGUUUUUGUCUAAAUAAUCAAAUGUUCAUCUUGACUCAUGGUUGAUUAUAUAAUCACCUGCUAUACAUUGUGACCUGUGCAAUAAAACUUGUGUAUAUAAACUUACGUUUGGAUGCCUGAAAUUCCCAAGCUCAACAACAGUGAUAAUACUCAUAUAAGGCUGUGCAAACCUCUAAGGGAAUACUGAGCCGCAGAUAGGGUGUAUGUGGGACCUAGAGGGCUUGCUUCCAGGAAGCCAAUCAUGUCCAACCAACAGCAGGGCAAUACAGGUGAAGUACUGUGGUGUGGGAGUCCGAAAAUGAAGGCAAGGCGGGAGAUGGUACUCGAACAAAGGGUAAGCACUCAGACUCGGUUUCCUUUAUAUUAAAAUCUUUGUUUUUUCAUGUGCAAAUAAAUGAUAUUGAAGACUUGAAUGGCAUUCUCUCUAAAUUUGAGGAUUUUUAGCUUUUAAUGCUUUUGCUUAAUAUUUGCUUGCCUAAAUAGCUCCCAAAUUGUGUGGGGGUCUGUUCCCUCUUAUAAAGUUUUGUUAUUAAAAGCAGUUAAACACACAAACUCUUUGCUGUUUUGAGUUAUGUGACUAUGAGUUAAAUUCAAAUCUGUUAACAUACUUUUAAAAAAAGUAUAAAAAGUUAACAUACUUUUUGUGGUAAUUGGAAUAAAGUUUGUUUUUUAAGCCCA
This is a messenger RNA of Marmota monax (woodchuck), 4718 nucleotides long. It is a transcript of the gene Slc25a51, whose product is annotated as solute carrier family 25 member 51. Bases 468 to 1361 code for a protein of 297 amino acids. The record is from RefSeq and is a predicted model, not a curated record. The transcript has 4 exons. NCBI's taxonomy places the organism in Eukaryota, Metazoa, Chordata, Mammalia, Rodentia, Sciuridae.